UUUGGUUGUUGAUCUUGCAACGUCUUUCUCCUUCACCACCAAUCAUCCAAUUGAGGUGCCGCUUGACGACCUCGCUCCACCACCUCGCUGCUUCUACCUCCUGCCCGACGAUUCUUUUCAUUUAUCGUCGAGAGCCACUCAGCCAUCCAGCCAUCUCCCCCCCUGAUAUCUACUAAUUGUUUCGCACACCCAUUUCCUAGGUGCAUGGUUGAGUCUAUUCCGGUCGAGCCCUUGCUGGCCCACGCCUUGCCCUGGAUCAACUGAAGUUCUUGCAGCUUUGAGAAUUUCUGCCCGUCUGCUCCAUCAAUCGUCGAAGAGAGCAGGUUCAUCCUGCCUGGGUCCUCAACAAUGUCGUAUCCUCAACUCACGCCGGCACGUCCCGUUCCUGGCGCCUUCAUCAACACACCAGCAAUAUCGCGGUUUCAACCCAACAGCGACGACCCCGUGAGGAGGAGGUUGUUUGGGAAUGACGCAAAUAAUGCCGGAUCCGGCGUAGGGGCUGCCGGUCCUCUAGGAGCGAGGCCUCAUCAAGUCUCCGCUCCGGCUCCGACGACUCCCGGUGCCAGCCGUCCGCUCUCCGUCGCUCCGCAAGCUCAACAACCGCCGCAAGAUGUGCCACCCGUGACCAAGGCCGCCCAGGCUGUCAAUCGUUUUCUUCAGGCUGAUCAAAGCUUUCCCGAGCUCGACUCGUACGCGAGAUCUGGCGUUUCUUCGGAUUACGAUCUCAUCAACAUUGACUCCGCCUGGGCUCCCUUCCACAAGACGCACAUGUACCCUAUCCCGAACGAAGUCUUCAACCAUUACAACGCCGGUCAGCUACAGACACUGAUGGGUCUGUUCGCCGAUAUUAACCAUGCUUGGGUUGCCAUUGACAACUCGCUGUUCUUGUGGGACUAUACCCAUCCCGACCCCGAGCUUAUCGGUUUCGAAGACCAGCCUCACACCAUCCACGCCGUCGCUUUGGUCCCCCCCAAGCCCGGCAUCUUCGUCGCUGAGAUCACCCAUAUGCUGGUCGUCGCCACAGCCUCCGACAUCAUUCUCCUGGGUCUUUCAGCCCAGACCAACGCAGCUGGUAACAAGACCGUCACCCUCUUUCAGACCAAGCUGAACCUGUCCCUGCGGGGAACCGACGUACGGCACCUCGCCGGGUCCGCCGAUGGCCGCAUCUUCUUCGGCGGAAGCACCGACACCGACAUCAACGAGCUCUACUAUCAAGAGGAGGAGCGGUGGUUCUCCAACCGCUGCGGCCGCAUCAACCACACCCACCCCAAAUGGACCUCGGUUGUGACGCUCCAGCCUGCCUUCUGGUCGGCCAAGACUCCAGAGCAUCUGAUUCAGAUCGUCGUCGACGACUCGCGCAAGCUUCUCUACACUCUCUCGUCCACGUCGACCAUCCGAACGUACCAUAUGGAAAACCCCAACAAGCUCACCAAGGUCAUCGAGAAGGAGAAGAACCACUGCUUGCGAGACAUCACUCACAUGAUUAAUGGCUCGCCCCUUAUUCACGAUAAGAUGCACUUUGUCUCCAUCAGCCCUAUCUCCUCCAAUGAGACCCCGAAACUCCAUCUCAUGGCCCUCACCAAUACCGGCUGUCGUCUCUUUCUCAGCGCCACCAACUCCGCCUCGUACAUGCUCGGCGGCGCAUCCAGUCUCGCGCCCCAGAGCAUGAUGGUGCAAUACAUCAAGUUUCCUCCUUCCGAUCAGCUAGGUCAUACCGUAGCUAACAGCGCCGGCGAGACGGUGCUGAACUUGUCAUCCCGAACCCUCGAGCAGAGCAGGCUGGGAGAGAGAUUCCCCCCCGGUUACUUCUUGGACUUUGUCGUGAAGGAGAACCAGCCCAAUUCUGACCUGCUCUUCGUCUCGGCCCCGGAAACCGGUCGAAUCAAAGCAACCGGUCCCACUUCCGUGCUCAAGUACUGGGAGCACGGCAACUGGAUCGACAUCGGCAGCCGCGCCGAGGCGGUCGGCCUGAUCACCAAACCCUUCGCGGCCGCCAGUCAACCCCUCGGCUUUGGCAACGAGCUUGCCGUCCAGUUCGACGAUCCGCCUAGCGAAUUUGCCGUCCUGACCAACACCGGUGUUCAUGUCAUCCGACGACGACGUCUAGUCGAUGUCUUUGCGGCAGCCAUCCGAAGCGCCGUGGGGGAUGAAGGUCUCGAGCAGGAGACGCGCAAGUUCAUCCAACUUUACGGGCGGGUGGAAACCAUCUCUUGUGCUUUGGCUGUCGCUUGCGGACACGGGGGCGAUUCGCGUCCCGGUGCGCCCCGUGCUAUCGAUCAGCUCACGGAAGACCGGGCCAGGACGGUUUUCGUCGAUUACGGCGGCCAGCCGACCAUUGCGGAGACGGAUAGCACGCCUCUCACCACCGAGUCGGUCCGGCUCUCCUCGAGGCACGACGCCCUUUGCGUCUACCUCACUCGCCUGAUCAGGACGCUUUGGAAGUCCAACGUCGUCGCUACCAACGGGGCCCUCGUCACUUCCAAGAUAGCCACAACGAAGCUGAUCACAGUGCAGGAGCAGCUAGAAAGACUACGGCGCUUCUUGAAUACCAACCGGGGCUUCAUCCAGGGACUUGCGGGACCCGUUGAUCUUCAACGGGUGGCUAGCAAACAGGAGGAGGUCGCCUUGCAAGCCGAACACCAGGCUCUCCACGCCAUUCAGAAGCUCAUGGAGGGAAUUUCCGAAGGCAUCUCGUUCGUGCUCAUGCUCUUCGACGAGCGCGUGAGCGACAUCUACAUGCGCCUGGAGCCUGCCACGCAACAGCAACUCAGGGAGCUCACGUUCGAAAAGCUUUUCUCCCAGGCCUCCGGCAAGGAUCUCGCCAAGGUCCUGGUCAAGUCCAUCGUCAAUCGUAACAUCGAGAGCGGAUCCAACGUCGAGACGGUGGCCGAUGCCCUGCGGAGACGGUGCGGGAGCUUCUGCAGUCCCGAUGAUGUGGUCAUCUUCAAGGCGCAGGAGCAGUUGAAGAGGGCGUCGGAGCAGGCGUUGAACAGCAACCAGUCGCGAAGCUUGCUCCACGAGAGCCUGCGACUGUUUGAGCGCGUCGCCGGCAACCUGUCCUUCAUCAACCUGUCGUCGGCCGUUUCGCAGUACGUCGAGCUGAAAUACUACGCCGGCGCCAUCCAGCUGUGCUUGGUCGUGGCGAAGGAGCGUGACAGGGGAAACAGCGCCCUGUCCUGGGUGAAUGAAGGCAAGCCCGCGAACGAUCCCCGUGCCAACGCGUUCGCCGAGCGCAAGCGAUGCUACGACCUUAUCCACGAUGCGCUACGCCACCUGGAUGCGGCCAUCAACCAAGAACCCGAGGAAGUGGACGGUCGGCUGACGCUUCUCGGCACCAAACGCCUCGAAGCGUAUGAGGUCGUCAACGGGUCAGACGAUGAGGUCUUCCACUUUGACCUCUACGAGUGGUAUAUUCAGCAAGGGUGGAGUGAUCGUCUGUUGUCGAUCGACUCGCCGCAUGUGGUCACCUUCCUCCAGCGCCUGGCCGGAACAAGCCUCGAGCACGCGGAUCUCCUCUGUCGGUUCUACACCCAAAGGUCCAGGUACUUCGAAGCGGCAGAAGUGCAAGCCGAGCUGGCCAUGUCUGAUUUUGCCAUCGGCAUCAAGGACCGCGUCACUCUCCUCAGCAGGGCCAAGGCCAAUGCGGAGGUGAAGACGGUGGGCAUUAGCCAACAACAGCAGCGGAUCCUGAUCCACAGCAUCACCGAAGAACUCGACGUGGCCAACAUCCAGGCGGACCUCCUCGACAGGCUACGGGCCGACUCGCGGAUCAACGACGAAAAAAAGGCCGAAAUUCAACAGGCUCUAGACGGUCGGGUCCGGGACCUUUCCGAGCUCUUCAACAGCUAUGCCGACAAAGCCUGCUAUUAUGACCUGUGUCUCUUGAUUUACGACGCGGCGAAUUAUCAUAACACUGCGACGGUCAAGCAGACAUGGUCGAACCUGAUCGAGCAGACACACGAGGAGGCGACGAUUCGGUUACAAGAGGCCGGCGAAGGCGUAGCGGUCGUGGCGGCGCAGUACGAGUCGGUGUCGGACAAGAUCCUCACGAUUGCCCACCGCGUCCACCUCGACAGCGCCAUCUUCCCCAUCGAGUUUGUGCUCUCGGAGCUGUGCCGGUACUCGUUGGACUACCGGCAGGACGGCGAGAUCGGAGCCCAGCCUACGUGGCCGGUGAGCCUGUUCGUCCGGCUGAAGGUGCCAUACCAGCAGAUCGUGCGGUCGCUGGAGAACGUCUUCGACCGGCAGGAGACGGGGUUCACGGGCAACCGCCGCAUCCGGGUCAUCGAGCUGAUCGUGUUCGCGGCGGAGGCGUGGCAGAAGGAGACGAGGCGCCACGGCGCGGUGACGAACAACGGCGAGAUCACGUGGAACUCGGUCAGGGACUUGUUGACGCGUUGCGAGGCGGCGCUGCCGUCGCCCGGCCAGCCGCAGGCGAAUCUGAACCCGGGCGGGGCGGAUGUGGCGGAUCUCCGUCGCGAGCUGCGCACUGUCCGGAGGGAUGUGGAGGGUCUUGUCGAGAGGAGCCAGGGUAGCCUGCGCUUUUUGUAAUCACCAUUUGGGGUUCUUGGUGGGGAGUUUGGGCAAACGGGAACCGUGACAAAGUAAAAGAAGAAACACGAGGCGCAGUUCGCCCCCAUUUCGUGAAGCAUUCGUCAUCUGUUCUGUGGCAGCUGUGCAAGUCAGGGAGGCCUGGACUUUGUGGAGAUUCCGUCUGCGCAUCAGGACGGCUCGCUCCAUCUUAGCGUUGUCUAGUGGUCUGUGUAUUAUGAGAAAGGGAAGUCCAGGGACUUAACCAUCUGAAGCAAGCACGAGGAGAUGUCAUGGUAAAGAAUAAAGGUCAACGCUCCGAGGGCGAGGUUGGACUCAUCUUUGUACAGUAAUUGAUUAUUAAUCAAGUUAGUUGAUUUCCGAAAAGGGGAAACGAAAGUCAGGAGGAC
Sodiomyces alkalinus F11 is the source of this 4940-nucleotide messenger RNA. Its product is annotated as nucleoporin Nup157/170. NCBI's taxonomy places the organism in Eukaryota, Fungi, Ascomycota, Sordariomycetes, Glomerellales, Plectosphaerellaceae. Gene Ontology annotation, molecular function: structural constituent of nuclear pore. The coding region runs from base 349 to 4551 and encodes 1400 amino acids. The transcript is spliced from 3 exons. The record is from RefSeq and is a predicted model, not a curated record. Gene Ontology annotation, biological process: protein import into nucleus; RNA export from nucleus; protein localization to nuclear inner membrane. Gene Ontology annotation, cellular component: nuclear pore inner ring; nuclear pore.